Messenger RNA from Paramuricea clavata, 725 nucleotides. The record is from the annotation of a GenBank genome assembly. Lineage: Eukaryota; Metazoa; Cnidaria; Anthozoa; Malacalcyonacea; Plexauridae.
AUGGGUGGUCAGGUCUUUGAUGAUCUAGAGAACGUCGUUGACAUGCUUGGAGAUCGUUAUGGCAAGGGUUUGGCAUGGGCCAAACAAACAAACCAAAAACUCAAAGAUGCUAAACGUUACUUAAAAGGAGACUACAAGGUAUAAACAAGUGAAAGCUUAUUGGAUUUUUUGUAGAUUCGCGCAUGUAAGAAUCAUUCUAGAAUAGUUGAUUUUGUAUCUGAUUCAUAUAUUCUUUUUAGAUUCACAUUUCUAGCAAUUCCGAAGUUGCGGACCACUGCAGAACAUAUGCUCUCAGUUUUCCAAAUGAUGAAAAUUAUACCACCAGCUGUGGUCAUGAGCACAAGGGAAAGUGUGAUAGAUGCAGUAUAUUUCCUGAGACUCUAGCUGAUAUUUGCCCAUCUUUGGAAGAAGUAAAUUGCCCUCUUGAAGAGAAAGAAAACAUGGAGUACGUUACUACACAAGCAACUCAACACUUUAGAUCCUGGAAAGCACAUAUUUUGAGAUCAAUUAAUCAGGACGCAGCACGACACGACAUUUUAAAAGUCUUGGAUUCUCAUUCUGCACUUAUCGUUUUAGACUGGGCAAUGAAAUUCAUUCCUCGCAAAUACCGUGAAAGCCAAAGAGAUCAGUUUGCAAAACGGGGACUUCCUUGGCACAUAGCGGUAUUAACAAAGAAGAAUGAUGAUGGCGACCUCCAAGUUCUUACUUUUUUUCCACUUGUUUAA